AUGGAUCCAAAAGGAGGCUUAUGUGCUAAUAACUGCAGAAGGUCCUCUUCCUUAACCGCUCCUGGGAAUGGAUUGCAAACAAAUUUGUCAUCAGAUCCCCCCUCUUUCUAUGGGAUCGGGAUUGAAUCACAUUUCAAUGAAUUCGACCCACCCUCUCCUCCAAUCCAAUCUGUACUUCCUGGUCAAUCUGACACAGAUAUUGAGAUCCCGGACCAAGAAAAUUGUCCACUAAGUGACUCAUCAAAUACCAGUAAGCUCCAAGAUUGGAAUCCAAGUGCAAUGUUGAAUAACCUUUCCUUCCUUGAAGAAAAGAUUCAUCAGCUCCGGGAUCUAGUGCAUUUAAUUGUUAAUAAGAAGUGCCAACCCAUUGGACAACCUCAUGAACUAGUGACUCAGGAACAGCAGCUCAUCACAGCUGAUCUUACAUCAAUUAUUGUUCAAUUGAUCUCUACUGCUGGUAGUCUUCUCCCCUCUGUUAGGCACACCCUCACAAACACAAAUCCCUUGGUUAGUCAGAUUGACCAGCUUCAUGGGAUUAACCUCCCUUUUGGACCAGAACCAAGUAGUGGUAUUAGGCCACAAAAUAAUAGUGCAAAUAAACUGUUUGAUAAGUCCACUCAGAAUGAUCUACCAAAUACUUGUGAAAUGGAGCAAAACUACAACAUGGAAGAACAUGAGCCAAAAGAUGAAGAAGAUGUGGAUGAGGGAGAGAAUCUUCCACCCGGUUCCUAUGAGAUCUUACAGUUAGAAAAGGAAGAAAUUCUUGCCCCUCACACACAUUUCUGUACAAUAUGUGGGAAAGGAUUCAAGAGGGAUGCAAAUCUCCGAAUGCACAUGCGUGGCCAUGGGGAUGAGUACAAAACCCCUGCAGCUCUUGCAAAACCACAUAAAGAAACCGGGUCUGAACCGAAGCUUAUCAAGAGAUAUUCCUGCCCCUAUUCUGGCUGCAAGCGUAACAAAGAUCACAAGAAAUUCCAACCACUAAAGACUAUUUUGUGUGUCAAAAACCACUACAAGAGAACUCACUGUGACAAGAGCUACACCUGCAGCAGAUGCAACACCAAGAAGUUUUCAGUCAUGGCGGACCUUAAAACUCAUGAAAAACACUGUGGCAAGGAUAAAUGGCUCUGUUCUUGUGGCACAACAUUUUCAAGGAAAGACAAGCUUUUCGGACACAUUGCUCUCUUCCAAGGCCAUACACCAGCUAUUCCUUUGGAUGACACCAAAGGAGUGACUGAGCUACCUGAUCCCCAGAACAGAGAAAUCAGCAAUAAGGUAGGAAGUGUGAACUUCUGUUUUGGAUCAAAACCUUCAAGUGAAAAUCUAGUUCCAAACAUGAUGGAUAUGAAAGGUAAUAUUGACGAUCCUAUGAAUUAUUUCUCAUCGCUAAACUUCGAAGGCUGUAACUUUGGAGCAUUUAAUGAAUUCCCUCAAACUCCAUUUGAAGAUGCAGAAGGUUCUUUCUCUUUUCUCAUGUCAGGAUCCUUUAAAUUUGGUGGCGGUGAAUCAAGUUCUGGGAAUCUGCAGUGA
Molecule: messenger RNA, 1530 nt
Organism: Sphenostylis stenocarpa
Lineage: Eukaryota; Viridiplantae; Streptophyta; Magnoliopsida; Fabales; Fabaceae
Source: the annotation of a GenBank genome assembly